This is a messenger RNA of Nicotiana tabacum (common tobacco), 1125 nucleotides long. Its product is annotated as NDR1/HIN1-like protein 1. Lineage: Eukaryota; Viridiplantae; Streptophyta; Magnoliopsida; Solanales; Solanaceae. Gene Ontology annotation, biological process: defense response to other organism. Gene Ontology annotation, cellular component: plasma membrane; plasmodesma. The record is from RefSeq and is a predicted model, not a curated record.
AAAAAGUAAAAUAAAAAGAACAAAAAAUAAACUAACCAAUUCUUCUAUGUACUAUAUUAGAAAACCACUCUUUUCUUUAAAGAACUCUCUCUCAUAAUCUUGAAACUAACCAACACUGCCUCAACUCCAACUCUCUCAAAGCCUCACCACCUAAAACCACCACCGCUAGCUACAACCACCACCACCACAACCAUGACGGCAAAGGACUGCGGCCACCACGACGACGAGGAGGGGCACAAGCUGCCCCGCCGCCUCUUCGCGGCCGUAAUAGGCUUCAUAAUCUUAAUCCUCUUCAUCAUCCUCCUCAUUUGGCUCAUCCUCCGACCAACAAAACCACACUUCAUCCUCCAAGACGCCACCGUCUACGCCUUCAACGUCUCUACCCCUAGCUUCCUCACCACCAACAUCCAAAUCACCGUUGCCUCUCGCAAUCCGAACGACAAAAUCGGAAUUUACUACGACAAACUCGACGUCUACGCCACGUACCGCGGCCAACAAAUUACACUUCCAACGUUAUUGCCACCAACGUACCAAGGUCACAAAGAUGUGUCAAUAUGGUCACCUUUUGUGUACGGUAAUUCUGUCCCUGUUGCACCCUACUUAGGAAAUGCACUUAGUCAAGAUCAAAUGGUUGGGACUGUUUUGUUGAAUAUUAAAAUUGAUGGACGAGUUAGAUGGAAAGUUGGGAGUUUUAUUUCGGGAAGGUACCAUUUGUAUGUAAAUUGUCCAGCUUAUGUUGGUGUAGGUGGAAAAAUGAUUGGGAAUAGUUUUGCUGUUGGUUCAUCAGCUAUUAAGUAUCAAUUGGUGCAAAAUUGUCAUGUUGAUGUUUGAACUAGAAGAAGAUGAAGAAUUGCUCUACUGUCAGUGCUCUCACUCAGCUCUACUCCUUUUUCUGUUUUUUUUAGUGUCGGAUUUUAUUUUUAGUAAUAUAAUUUUAGAUCUUUUGAUAUAAAUGGGAAUUAGCAAUGCCAAGUUUUAGUGGGAGUUAUUUAAUUUUGUUUUUAAUUAGUAACUCGAGUAUUUCUUUUUUCUUUUUUUUCUUUUUUCUUUUUUUUUUUUCCUUUUUGUGUAGUCAAUAGUUGUAGAAUGUUUUAACUUUAAUAAUGAAAAGCAAAAGUUCAAGAA